CAAUUUAUAAAGAACAAAAAAUCAGACUAGGGAGGGGGUUGAUACGCCGAAGCUGAAAUCGAGAGGCGAACCCAGUUAAGGAGUAUUUUUUUUACACGGGACUUCCCCAAAAGGAGGGGGAAAAGUCACAAUUGUGGAAUCAAAAAGAAAAUUAAGGUUCAAAAUACGUGAAAACGUCUCCGGUUGUGGAUUCCGUAUAUAUUUUUAAUUCGAAAAAAUAUGGCCGAGAACGUUCUGGACUCUGGCCCGCCUUCAGCCAAGAGGCCUAAACUAUCCUCUCCGGCACUUUCUGCCUCCGCCAGCGAUGGAAACGAUUUCGGCUCGUUGUUCGACCUGGAGCACGACCUCCCUGACGAGCUCAUCAAUUCCUCUGAGUUGGGCCUGGUCAACGGAGGGGACCUCAGCCAGCUGCACACCAGUCUGGGGGGAGGAGGUGGGAUGGGCCUGGGCCCUGGAGGAGGGGGUGGCCAGGAUGCAGUGGCCAAGCACAAGCAACUCUCCGAGCUCCUUCGAUCAGGCGCUCCACAUGCCUCCACACAGCAGGGCCAGGGUGUGGUGGGCAGCCUAGGCGGGGCCAGCAUGGGCCACCUGGGGAACAUGAAGGUAUCCCCUGGGCCCCAGGGCAUGGGCCAGCAGCAACACCUCUCACCCCAGCAGCAGGCCAGCAUGAUGCAGCAGCAGGUGGGGAUGGUGGGUGCCAUGAACAGGGGCAUGAUUGGGGCCCAGAAGGGCAACGGACAGCAGCAGCAGCAAGCCAUGAUGGGGGGGCCGGUGAUGAACGGAUCCCCCAGGAUGAGCUUCUCGAACCAGGGGAUGGGGGGGAGCAGUAACAUGCUGGCUGAGACUCUGCAGCAGCAGGGGGCCGGGGGACAGGCUGGACUCAGAGUACAGCAACCUGGAGCACUGAACAAGAUGGGUAUGGUGGGUAACCAAGGCCCCUAUGGAGGCCCCUACGGUGAGCAGCAGGCAGGCCCGGGCCUGGGGGGAGCAGGGCUGGGCCCUCCGCUCCAGAACAAAGGCUCCAUGCCCAACAGCCUGGCCCAGUUCAGCAUGGACAAGAAGAGCCAGCCCAUGCAGGGCAUGGCUGCCAUGGCCACACAGCAGUCUGCCGCAGGUGUGGGCGGUGGAGCCGGAGGCACUGCAGGGGUGGUCCCCAACGCCCAGGGAGGCCUGGGGCCCGCCGUGACUGCAGCAGCUGGGGCGCCCCCUACGGCCGACCCCGAGAAGCGCAAGCUGAUCCAGCAGCAGCUGGUACUCCUGCUCCAUGCACACAAGUGCCAGCGGCGGGAGCAAGCCAACGGGGAGGUGCGCCAGUGCAACUUGCCACACUGCCGCACCAUGAAGAACGUCCUCAACCACAUGACCCACUGCCAGGCCGGCAAGUCCUGCCAGGUGGCUCACUGUGCGUCAUCCAGACAGAUCAUCUCUCACUGGAAGAACUGUACGCGGCACGACUGUCCUGUCUGCCUGCCGCUCAAGAAUGCCGGGGACAAGAGGAACCAGCAGUCUCUGCUAGGAGGUGCUGGUGUAGGUCUGGGUGGUUCCCUGGGCUCGGUGCCCGGAGGCCAGCCCAGCGCAGCCAAUCUCAACCCCCCCAGCCAGAUCGACCCCAGCUCAAUUGAGAGGGCCUACGCCGCCCUGGGCCUCACUUACCAGGGCACCCAGAUCCAGAGCCAGCCCAACCAGGCUUCUCUGCCCUCACAGGAUCUGCAGGGCCAGCCGGGCAUGAGACCGCUCAACCCUAUGGGGGGUAACCCGAUGGGGGUGAAUGGAGGAAUGGGUGUUUUACCCCAGAAUCAGCAGGCCAGCCUGCUGCAGGACACCAUGCUCCACCUCAACAUGAACUCCCAGGGUCUGAUGAAUGAUGCGGGUGGGACGGGUAACAUGGGCUCCAUGCCCAUGGCGACCCCACCCUCUGCAGCAGGUAUGAGGAAGAGUUGGCAUGAGGACAUCACCCAGGACCUGAGGAACCACCUGGUGCACAAACUGGUGCAAGCCAUCUUCCCGACCCCGGACCCUGCUGCUCUGAAAGACCGGCGGAUGGAGAACCUGGUGGCGUACGCUAGGAAGGUGGAGGGGGACAUGUAUGAGUCUGCCAACAGCAGGGCGGAGUACUACCACCUGUUGGCUGAGAAGAUCUAUAAGAUCCAAAAGGAAUUGGAGGAGAAGAGGCGAACGCGGCUCCAAAAGCAGGAUGGUCCACUCCCGGACCCUUCCCUGGUGCGGCCCGGUGGACCCAACCAGAUGGUGACUAGGAUGCAGAAUCCGGCAGGUAUGAACCAGUUCAACCAGAUGGGGAUGCAGUCUAUGGGCCAGAGGUCCACCCCUCCUCUCCCCCUCACACCCAUCAACCAGAUGGGCAUGGGGAACCCCAGGAUGGGCCAGCCCAACGUGGGCCAGAACCAGUACCUUCCCCAGGGACAGUUCCCAGGCUCCAGCCCAGGACCAGGCCUCGGCACAGGGCAGCCCAGCAUGGCACUGCCUGGCAUGAACCAGCAAGGCAACCAGGGAGGCAUGGCACAGACUCCAAUGCCCAUUCCUUCCCCUCUCCCCGCCAACAGCCCUCUAGCCGGGCCCGGUUCGGUCGGAGGGGGUAGCGGUGUCCCCUCGGUGGGGCCUAUGGGUCCCCAGAGUGUGGGUGGAGGCCCCUCGUCCAACAACCCCCAGCAGCCCAACUCAAUAACCCACCUCUCGGCCAUGCGCCAGAGCUCGCCCUCCCCCGCCCGCAGCAUCACCCCCACACCCCACCAAACACCACCCAGGCUAGCUGGCUCACAGACCCCACAGCCCCACACCCCUAACCCACCCCAGCUGGCCCCCCCAGGCCCCCAGCAGCAGCUAGGGCCCGGCAGCCAGGGACCAGGCUCCAACAAGCCCAUGCAGCAGGGGAUGGGAGCAGGGGCCACCACCCCAUCUCACCCUGGUCACCCCUCCACAACACCCAACCCCCAUGGAGGCCAGCUCCCUCGCACGCCUCGCACUCCGAUGUCCCAGAAGGGUGGCUUCCAGUCCCAGGACUGUCAGGCUCUGACCCCAGCGUCAGUCAGCAGUGUGGACACGGCCUCCCAGCAGGCCUCCCAGUCGGACGCCUCGGCCUCCGUGGACCCAAAGGCGGAGGUCAAGCAGCAGCAGGACGAGGAGGACGACUGGGAGGAAGGCUGCUCCAAGGGGGGGAAGCUAUCCAACAUCAAGACGGAGAACAAACCCAUCAAAAUGGAGGGGGUGAAGAAAGAGGAGUGUGGAGGCCAAGGGGGCAAAGGUGUUCCCAUGGAAACGUCGUCAUCGUCGGGGGUUAAGAGUGAGGAAAGGGUGAAGAUGGAAGACCGGAAACCGGAGGUGAAGAUGGAGCCGAAAGAGGAGGAGAAGGGAUCAGAUUCCCCUGGUAUUCCGUCUGGUGCCCAGAACAAGAAGAAGAUCUUCAAGCCAGAGGAGCUGCGCCAGGCCUUGAUGCCUACCCUGGAGUCUCUGUAUCGCCAGGACCCAGAGUCUCUGCCCUUCAGACAGCCUGUGGACCCUCAUCUACUGGGCAUACCUGACUACUUUGACAUAGUGAAGACCCCCAUGGACCUGUCCACUAUAAAGCGUAAGCUAGACACUGGUCAGUACCAGGAACCCUGGCAGUACGUGGACGACAUCUGGGUCAUGUUGAACAACGCAUGGCUGUACAACCGCAAGACGUCCCGCGUCUACAAGUACUGCUCCAAGCUGGCCGAGGUGUUCGAGGCUGAGAUAGACCCCGUCAUGGUCAGCCUGGGCUACUGCUGCGGCAGGAAGUUGGAGUUUUCUCCCCAGACGUUGUGCUGCUAUGGGAAGCAGCUGUGCACUAUACCCCGGGACGCGGCCUACUUCAGCUACCAGAACAGGUACCACUUCUGUGAGAAGUGCUUCAACGAAAUCCAGGGGGACAACGUGUCCCUGGGAGACGACCCCUCCCAGCCUCCGACUUCCAUCGGUAAAGAUCAGUUUGAGAAGAAGAAGAAUGACACACUGGACCCUGAAUUACUUGUGGAAUGUAUGGACUGCGGACGUAAGAUGCACCAGAUCUGUGUUCUGCACAACGACACUAUCUGGCCGUUAGGUUUUAAUUGUGAUGGCUGCUUAAAGAAGUUGAAUAAGACACGGAGAGAGAACAAGUAUGCUGCCAAAAGGUUGCCCCACACUAAGCUAGGCUGUUAUUUGGAGACUAGAGUGAAUGACUACCUGAAGCGUCAGAGCCACCCUGAGUCGGGUGACGUCACCAUCCGAGUGGUCCACGUCUCUGACAAGGUGGUAGAGGUCAAACCAGGCAUGAAGUCCAGGUUUGUGGACACUGGGGAGAUGUGUGAGUCAUUUCCAUACAGAACGAAAGCCCUGUUUGCGUUUGAGGACAUCGAUGGAGCUGACGUCUGCUUCUUCGGAAUGCAUGUACAGGAGUACGGCUCGGACUGUCCUCCUCCCAAUCAGAGACGCGUGUACAUCUCGUACCUGGACAGUGUUCACUUCUUCCAGCCUCGUUCUCUGAGGACGGGUGUCUACCAUGAGAUUCUCAUUGGCUACCUGGAGUAUGUCAAGAAGCUGGGGUACACGACGGGUCACAUCUGGGCGUGCCCACCUAGUGAAGGGGACGACUACAUCUUCCACUGUCACCCUAUGGACCAGAAGAUCCCCAAGCCCAAGAGGCUUCAGGAGUGGUAUAGGAAGAUGCUGGACAAGGCUGUGGCAGAGCGCAUUGUGCAUGACUUCAAGGACAUCUUCAAGCAGGCCACGGAGGACCGUCUGACAAGUGCCAAGGAGCUGCCGUACUUUGAGGGGGACUUCUGGCCCAACGUGCUGGAGGAGAGCAUCAAGGAGCUGGAGCAGGAGGAGGAGGAGAGGAAGAGAGAGGAAAACAGCACUUCCAACGAGAGCAUAGAUGCCACGAAGGGCGACAGCAAGAACGCCAAGAAGAAGAACACCAAGAAGACUUCUAAGAAUAAGAGCAGCAUGAGCCGAGCCAAUAAAAAGAAGCCAGGCUUGCCCAACGUGUCCAAUGACCUCUCUCAGAAACUCUACGCCAGCAUGGAGAAGCACAAAGAGGUAUUCUUUGUGAUCCGUCUGAUAGCGGCGCCUAUGUCCAACACGCUGGGCCCCAUCACGGACCCCGACGGCCUGAUGGCCUGCGACCUGAUGGACGGGCGCGACGCCUUUCUCACCUUGGCCCGCGACAAACACCUAGAGUUCAGCUCGCUGCGCAGGUCCAAGUGGAGCUCCAUGUGCAUGCUGGUGGAGCUCCACAACCAGAGCCAGGACCGCUUCGUCUACACCUGCAACGAGUGCAAGGGCCACGUGGAGACACGCUACCACUGCACCGUCUGCGAGGACUAUGACCUGUGCAUCACCUGCUACAACUCUAAGGGGCACAUUCACAAGAUGGAGAAGCUGGGUCUGGGCCUGGAUGACGAGAGCAACAACUCGGCCGCUUCGUCCAUCGCCAACCCUGGAGACUCGCGCCGCCUCAGCAUCCAGCGCUGCAUCCAGUCUCUGGUUCACGCCUGCCAGUGUCGCAACGCCAACUGCAGCCUGCCGUCCUGCCAGAAGAUGAAGCGUGUGGUGCAGCAUACGAAAGGUUGCAAGCGCAAGACCAACGGCGGCUGCCCCAUCUGCAAGCAACUCAUCGCCCUGUGCUGCUACCACGCCAAGCACUGCCAGGAGAACAAGUGUCCCGUACCGUUCUGUCUGAACAUCAAGCACAAGCUGAGGCAGCAGCAGCUCCAGCAUCGGCUCCAGCAGGCCCAGAUGCUGCGGAGGAGGAUGGCCAGUAUGCAGAGGGUGGGUCAGCCACCUCCGGGACCGGGGGGCAACGGUGGGCUACCGUCCCCGGGAAACAACAGCACCACAGGGCCCAGUACCCCCAUGUCCGUGGGCACACAGCCCCCCACGCCUCAGACCCCCACCCAGGGGAACAUGCCCCUCGGACCCCAGCAGGGGAUGGAUCAGGGCCCCCCAGGGCAACAGCAGCAGUUACAGCAGCAGGGCGGCAUUCCCCAGCAGCACCACAUGCACCACCAGUUCCAGCAGCAGAUGCAGCAUAGUGGAGGGGUAAUGAUGAACUCUCCUCAGCAGCAACAGAUGGUCCAACAACAGCUCCAACAGCAGCAGCAGGGCCAGUCUCCAAAUGUCCAGCAGAUGAAGCACCCAGGAGGUCUUCCCCCUUACACCCCCAGACCUCCAGGUGCCUCUCCCCUCCACCAGUCCCUGGGCAAACCCGGUCUGGGCCCAGCCACACCUCCACAGCAGCAGGCAAACCCCGGCCAGGGCUCCAUGCCCCAGGGGCAGCAGCAGCAACAGGGGCCUCCUCCGGCAGCGGUGGAGAUAGCGUUGAAGAUUCAGCGUGUGGCAGAGACACAGCGUCAGAUGGCCCAGGCUCAAGCCCAGAUCCUCCAAAGGCAGCAGGCGGCCCAGGGUGGAGGCAUGAUGCCCCCUCACCCCCACCACCAGAACCCCCAGGCCCAGAUGCAAGGCAUGGCCCACCCAGGAGCAGGCAUUGCAGGGCCCCAGGGGAUGGCUCCCCAGGGCCAGGGUGUGGCAGGGAGGACUCAUAUGGAGCAGCAGGGGAUGGUGGUGGGGCAAGGAGGCAUGCAGCAGCAAGGAGGCAUGCAGCAGCAAGGAGGCAUGCAGCAGCAAGGAGGCAUGCAGCAGCAAGGAGGCAUGCAGCAGCAAGGAGGCAUGCAGCAGCAAGGAGGCAUGCAGCAGCAAGGAGGCAUGCAGCAGCAAGGAGGCAUGCAGCAGCAAGGAGGCAUGCAGCAGCAAGGAGGCAUGCAGCAGCAAGGCGGCCCCCAGUCGCAGCUCUCUCCCCAGGUUCAGCUCCAGCAGCAGGCCCAACUCCAGAAUCCUAACCAACAGCAGUGGGGCGGCCCGGGUGGGAUGGCACCCCAGCAGAGGCAAGGCAUGAUGGGACAGAUGGGUCACCUGACACCGCAGCAACAACAGCAGCUCGCCCAGCAACAGCAGCAGCGGCAGCUUGUCCAGCAACAACAACAGCAAGGUCAGCAACAACAGCAGGCAGGGCAAGGGGGGUUAAUGGGGCUGAUGGGAGGUCCAGGGGGCGUGGCCGGGGCGGCGGCAGCGAUGGUGGGAACAGGGAACCUCCCCCAGGCAGCUCUACAGGACCUCCUGCGUACCCUCCGUUCCCCCAGCUCCCCCGGCCAGCAUCAACAGGUCCUCAAUAUCCUCCGCUCCAACCCCCUCCUCAUGGCUGCCUUCAUCAAGCAGCGAGCUGCCCGAUACCAGGGAGGUCCAGGGGUGCCGGGGGCCCCGGGAGGAGGGGGGCCCGGAGGCGUGCGGUUCCAGGGGGCCCCUGGUGGGGCAGGAAUGGGCCCUGGGGGUAACCAGGUGGUCAUGGAUGGUCAGCAGGUGAACGUAAACCCCGGAGUAGCCCAGCCAGGGAUGAACAUGGGCCAGGCAGGCGGAGGAGUAAAUAUGUCCACUAUGGCUCAGCUACAGCAGUUACAGCAGCAGCAGCAGCGCCCCCUCCUGCCUGGGAGUCUGCAGCAACAGCAGCAAAUGGCAGCACUACAACAACAACAAGGCAGUAUGGCAGGCCAAGGCACCCCCAUGUCCAACAUGACUCCCCAGUUCAGAGAGAUUCUGAUGAGAAGGCACCUCCAACAGCAGCAGCAACAACAGAUGAGUAACAAUGGUCAGUUCCAGCAGCCCCAGCCCCCCCAACAACAACAGCAGCAGGGUCAGGGCCAGCAGGGCUUCAUGCAUCAGGGCCAGCCUGGUCAACCUGGCCAGACCCAGCCUGGUGGCGGGGGAGGGCCGCAGCAGGGUGGGGGAGGCCCCCAGGGGCCCCAGCCCGGUCCAGGGCCGGGCCAACAAGGACAGGGCUACCCUGGAACGAUGUCCCAGCAGGUAGCCACAGCCCUGCAACAGAGGCUACAGCACCAGAUGCAACAGCAGCAGCAGCAGCAACAACAGCAACAGCAGGAUGGGGGUGGGGGGCCUGGGCAGCUCCAACAGGGGCAGCAGGGUCCCCAGCAAGGCCAAGGUGGUCAGCCCCAGUCUUCCCAUGCCAUGCUCCAGCAGGCCCUUCACCAGAGACUACUCCAGCAGCAGCACCUAGGAGGGGGCUCGCCUGCCCAGCACGGCAGUCCUAUGAGCCCCCAGCAGCAGAUGGCCCAGUCCCCACACCCCCACCUCCAGGGCCAGGCUCUGGGCGGUCAGUCCCUCAGUAACCAGGUGCGUUCCCCUCAGCCCUCCCCUCGGCCACAGUCCCAGCCGCCCCACUCCAGCCCCUCGCCACGCAUGCAGCCCCAGCCCUCCCCUCACCGCAUCUCCCCCCAGACCCAGACAGGCUCUCCGCACCCGGGUCAUCUCUCCCAGCACCACCCUGGUAUGGUGGCCCCCCAAAACCCACAACAAUUGUCACAGCAACAACAGCAGCAGGCUAACUCUGGGGACCCGGGUACAUUUGGUUCGGACCCGAGUGCUAUGAUGUCCCAGAUAAGUGGGAUGGGAGGCUUGCAUGGCCCAGGGCAGUCAGACAUGUUGGGUAAUAACCACCAGGACCUGGGGACAAACAGCCACAACAGUUUAGACAUUAUGUAGCCUACUACUGCUUCUGUCUCAGUGCUCUGAAGAACUGUCCUCAUGGGUCUGGCUGGAAGGGGGAUGGCAGUUUUUGAAGUUAUUUUUAUUUAAUAUUUUUCUGAUGUAUAAAUGAAAAGAACUCAACUUCCUAUGGGAGAUGCAACGUUAAAUCUACAAGUCAAUAAAUGAAUAAAUUGAACGAAUGGUAAGUUAUUGCUGUUAAUAUAUAUCUAUAUAUUUUUGCCAAUUGUGUACAAAAUGUGUAAGGGGUUUCUGGACAGUAGAGAUUUCUUCCUUAGUAUAUGACACAAGUAAUAUUUUUGGGGACUGAGAAUUUUGCCUUUUUUACAAAUAUUUUUAAGAUUUUAAAUGUGGUGGACAAUUGAGGUGAGUUAAUACAAUGGACCUUUCUAUCGUUCGGUUUUCCUCCAUAAAACCAGUCAUGAUUGUAUCUGUUUUGCAGAGAAGUGUUUUUUUUAUUAUAAUUAUCAAUAUUAUUUUUGCUGGAUCUACAAACAAAUGUCAUAUCUUUUUUGGGGGGGGUGGGGGGGCAGAUGUACUUUGCAACUGCUACAAUUCAAAUAGAAGAAUAUAUUUUUGUUAAUGACUGUCCAAAAACCGAGAGGGUUGAAAGAAGGGCAAGUGUAUUUUUUUCCUGAUUUUGUUAGGGAUCCAAGUGAAACCGAAACAUUAUUGCUGGGGAGGUGAGCAGGGGGUGGCUGAUCGCCUUCUAGGAUUGUCUGUGAGCAUCUCGGGUCGUUGGAUGCCCAGAUCUUCUACGCCAGGGUUUCCCCCCUCCCGGGUUCAUGUUUUGGUUUUUGCCCUAGCAGUAAACGGCUGAUUCAAAUAACCAACUCAUCAUCAAGCUUUGAUUAUUUGAAGCAACUGAUGUGCUAGGGCAAAACCAAAAUGUGCACCCGGGGGGGGGCCCAGGACAGAGUUUGGGUAACCCUGUCCUACACUCCCCUUUACCCCUACACUUACAAACAGGACGAUGGAUGAGAAACUUACUACUGAUGUUGCCAGCUGAUUUGGAGGAUUGAUGGAUGGCUCCAUGUAGUGUGUGUAUAUACCCUCAUGAACUGAAACAUGAAGGGGAUAUGGGGAAGGUGUGAAGGGCUUUCCUAGGAACGUUUAACUUUUGUCAAUGAUGCUACCCUUCCCCUCGCAUCCUAGUCACAAGCCCCUCUUCUUCCCCUCUCAUCCUAGUCACAAGCCCCUCUUCCCCUCUCAUCCUGGUCACAAGCCCCUCUUCCCCUCUCAUCCUAGUCACAAGCCCCUCUUCCCCUCUCAUCCUGGUCACAAGCCCCUCUUCCCCUCUCAUCCUGGUCACAAGCCCCUCUUCUUUUACCCUGACUGUUGGUUUUAAUUUAAUGUUAUUACUGUACAAAAACUGGACUUUAAUGAAAUACUGUUUGUAAUAAUAAAAUGAAAAUCAUACAUUUGCGCUGUACAGACUUUCAGACCUAUGAUGAGCAGAGCCUCUUUUUCUACUGCUGAUUUUCUCGAUUUGGUUUCCUAGCAACCUGGUCUCCCAAACUAUGUAAAAGUAUUGAUUUUUGAAAGGUACAGUAUGGGGUGUAGGUCAUGAGCACCAAUGAGCCUUUGUGUAUAUAUUUUUUUUAAACUGGGGAUAUUGCAACAUAACAUCUUGAUUGCUGUGAACACCAACACAUUCACAUGAACACAUGCACAAAACGUGAGAAGGCUUAUUACUGUGGUCAGAAAAUGAAUUCAUAAUUUUGCCUCGCAUUAAAGAAUUACACAAGAUUUCACAAGUUCACUUAUUUUUCUCUAAAGGUUGAGAUUUGGGGGAGGGGAAAAAACAAGUGGCAAUAUAUCUUGAGACUUAUUUUAUAAAAAAACAAGGAAAGCUUGUAUUUUAUAUAUAGAUAUUAUUUAAUUUUAUUUUUUUGAAAAUAAAACUUGAAGCAACAGGAAUUAAUAGAUUAAACUUUUUUUGUAUUGAAGAUGUAAUGGUGAUGUAAAAUGACACUGCGGUCAUUCACAGCCCUCUUUGGGGCUGUUUGAGUAUAUCAUGCCAUUUUGAUGAAAUGUACACUUGUAUACAUACUGAAUCACUGUACAAACCAUGGCAACUGAAUUUUUGUUUUGCUUAUUCUUUCUGCCUAAAGAAACUGGAAUUAAGACUGUGUUUAGUGUUCAAAUGGAAUCUUUGACCACUUUUCUGUUACAAUACUUUGGUGCUUGCUGAAAGGAAGCAAAAAAUAAAUAACUGUUGCUCCAUUUUCA
Molecule: messenger RNA, 10803 nt
Organism: Salvelinus namaycush (lake trout)
Lineage: Eukaryota; Metazoa; Chordata; Actinopteri; Salmoniformes; Salmonidae
Product: histone acetyltransferase p300-like
Exons: 29
Coding region: 220-8568 (2782 amino acids)
Biological process (GO): positive regulation of transcription by RNA polymerase II
Cellular component (GO): nucleus; histone acetyltransferase complex; transcription regulator complex
Molecular function (GO): zinc ion binding; transcription coactivator activity; chromatin DNA binding
Source: RefSeq, a predicted model, not a curated record